AGCUGAUGACUGAGUGAAUCCCACUGCUGCCGUUAUCAGUCACCGUCCGCAAAAACAUGACCGUGGCAUUUCUGGCGUCUGUGGCCGCGCUUGUUAUCGCCGUGAGCGGCUCUUAUUCCUCCAGCAGCGUCCCGUCCUCCUCCAUCCCGCCGGUGACCGCCUGCAGCCGCGGCCGGGACGGCUCCUACCGGGGAGCCGUGGACCGCACGGAGUCCGGCGUCCGCUGCAUGAAGUGGAGCGAGGUGCCCGGGUUCAGGGAGCGCUACCCGGGCAGGGGACUGGGGGAGCACAACCACUGCCGCAACCCCGACGGCAGGAUCAGACCCUGGUGCUUCUUCAGGAGCCACAAAGGCAGGGCGGACUGGGGAUACUGCGACUGUAAACAAGGCUCGGUGCGUUUGCAAGGAGGCCGCUCCAAGUUAGACGGCAGGGUGGAAGUGUACCUGGGAGGAGUCUGGGGCUCUGUUUGCAGCAAUGGCUGGGGGGAUAAGGACGCAGCGGUGGUUUGCAGACAGCUGGGAACGGGAAUCUCAGGCCAUGCUCGUGCAGUCUCACUGUUUCGCCCAGACACGGCCAAAGUCCAUUGGAUGGCGGUUCACUGCCAGGGAGAAGAGCCUGAGCUGCUUCAGUGUCCCAAAUCUACCUGGAAUGGAGAGGAUUGCUCUCUGGCUGCAGCCGUCACGUGCACCCAGCAGCAAGCAGCUGUGACGCUUCCGCUCCGACUUGUGGGUGGUGGAUCGGAGUCAGAGGGCACAGUCGAGGUCUUCCACGCAGGGCAGUGGGGUUCCAUAUGUGACGACCAGUGGGAUGAUAACGAUGCAGAGGUGGUGUGCCGACAGCUGGGGCUAAGCGGUGUUGCAAGGGCAUGGGGCCAAGCACACUUUGGCAAGAGUUCAGGCCGUGUGUGGCUGGAUGAGGUGCGCUGCACAGGCAAUGAGCUUACUCUGGAGCAGUGUCCAAAAAGUGCAUGGGGAGAACACAACUGUCUGCACUCUGAGGAUGCAGGAGUGUCCUGCCACCCUCUCACAGACGGUGCGAUCAGGUUGGUUGGGGGAUCAGGAAGCCACGAGGGACGUUUGGAAAUCUUCUACCGUGGUCAGUGGGGGACGGUGUGUGAUGACGGCUGGACAAACACCAACACUCUCGUGGUGUGUCGACAGCUCGGUUACAGGGUGGGCGAGACUCUCCUCUCCGAAGGUCCUCUCUUUCCAGUCCCCUUCGGGUCGGGGUCACGUCCUAUUCUUCUAGAUGAUGUGAGCUGCACCGGGAAAGAACCCAGCCUCAUGUUGUGCAAUAAGAGGGAGUGGCUUCGCCAUGACUGCACGCACCGUGAAGAUGUGAACAUCGCAUGCAGCCCCGAGCACAAUGGAGAGAGUCUUCCCACCAGUGUGCCAGUCAGGCUUGUGGGAGGAGAGAGCUCCAGGGAAGGACGCGUCGAGCUCUUCCUGUCGGGCCAGUGGGGAACCGUGUGUGACGACGGCUGGACGGAUCACGAUGCAGAGGUGGUGUGCCGCCAGCUGGGCCACAGCAGCGGCACUGCCAAAGCCCGCGUGAUGGCGUACUUCGGGGAGGGGACGGGCCCCAUCCACGUGGACAACGUCAAGUGCAACGGAGACGAGCGUUCGUUGGCAGACUGCAUCAAGCAAAGGCCCGGCACGCACAACUGCCGCCACAGCGAGGACGCCGGCGUCAUCUGUGACUACGGUGAACCGCAGCAGCGCAACAGAGAGGUCAAAGAUCCCGUCAGCUCCAUCUGCGGUCUUCGGCUCGUGCACACUCGUCAGCGGCGAAUCAUAGGAGGCGAAAACUCUCUGAGGGGCGGCUGGCCGUGGCAGGCCGCCAUUCGUUUGCGAGGAUCGAGAGGGGACGGGAGGUUGGUGUGCGGAGCAACUCUCAUCGACACGUGCUGGGUCCUCACUUCAGCACACUGCUUCAAAAGGUAUGGAAACAGCACCAAGCAGUACAAAGUAAGAGUGGGCGACUACCACUCCCUCGUUCCAGAGGAGUACGAAGAGGAGUACGGAGUUGAUGAAAUCAUCCUCCAUGCGAGCUACCGCGCCGAUAGCAACGACUACGACCUGGCCUUGGUGCGCCUGUCGCCGGGGGCGACGGGCCAGAUGCCGACAGAGUGUGUGUCAUUCAGCCGCCACGUCCUUCCCGCCUGUCUGCCCACGAGGAAAGAGAGAGUGCUCAAACAGGCCAGCAACUGUCACAUUACCGGCUGGGGGGACACAGGGCGCUCAUAUUCGAAGACCCUGCAGCAAGCCCCCCUGUCCCUUCUUCCCCGACGCCACUGCCAGCAGUUUUUCCACAGUGCCUUCACCAGCCGGAUGCUCUGCGCCGGCAGCAUCCAGCCAGAGACGCGUGUGGAUAGUUGCCGUGGUGACAGCGGAGGUCCACUGGUGUGUGAGCGUCCAGGAGGGGGUUGGGUGGUUUAUGGGGUCACGUCCUGGGGUCACGCCUGCAGGACACAACAGUCUCCAGGCGUCUACACAAAAGUCUCCGCUUUCAGCUCCUGGAUACGCAAAAUAAUCGGACGUGACGAGAGGAAUCAGUGAUGGACGAAGUGGAACAACUGACCUCUUAAUCAAAGCAAAGGUCUCUCAGGACUUGAUCAAUCAAAGAAAAAUCAAUACAGGAAUCUUUUUUAAGUUAUAAAUAUCUAAAGGUGUGGCGCGAGUGAUAUGACUUUGAGACGGAGGGUGAUUAUUAUUAUUUUUAUGGAGGCGUUUUGUCUUUUUUUGGGGGGAAAAAAUAAGUCUGUUUUCUUCUAAAUCAUUAGCACUUUUUAAUGGGUCUUAGAAGCCACAAGAUUUAAAGUAUUAAAUCAAUAAUACUCCAAAAUGUACAUUAAACACCUCUCUGUGUGGCAUACGACACAAUUUUUAAAUGUUUUGUGCUUUUGAUUUUGCUAUGAUUUACAUUUGUAAUUUAUGAUAUGAAAUAUAUGUUAAAAAAGGGACCAAAAAUACCGUAGACUGUCUCUGCAUGCCCUCAUGCACUCAUGCAUACAGAGUUAGUAACAGCACGACGUGAAUUUACGUACUUGCACUAAAAGUCCCUCUUCGGUACUUUUGCUGGCUUACAUUCGGUGCUUCAGUGUUAAGCAUUGUAGCCAUAUUGAUGCUUGCUGAAGUGAAUUAAGUCUCUAAACCUCAGUUCGCUCUUAUGCAUUAUGUCUUUCAUUUCAUUUCACUUCGUCUCACAUGUUUUCUCAGGCUUUUAUACUUAAUGACAACUAAGUGUUAGACCGUGACUGUGUUGAUUGUUGGCAAAGGAUGGAGCGUGUUUUUGAAUCCAAGCACAAAGCAGUGUUAUGUUAUGAAGUGUCGCGUCACUUUAGUGGCACUUUGUUCUCACUGGUAAUUCAAUGUUUUCAUGUUCCUGACACAACACAUCUUUCCAGUUUGUUGUUUACAUUGUGUAAUGUGAUGUAAUGUAAAGGUUCCCCAUAAAAUAACAUUUUAUAAGAA
Messenger RNA from Cololabis saira (Pacific saury), 3473 nucleotides. RefSeq names its product serine protease 12 (gene prss12). Gene Ontology annotation, molecular function: serine-type endopeptidase activity. The transcript has 13 exons. The record is from RefSeq and is a predicted model, not a curated record. Gene Ontology annotation, cellular component: membrane. Lineage: Eukaryota; Metazoa; Chordata; Actinopteri; Beloniformes; Belonidae. The coding region runs from base 57 to 2558 and encodes 833 amino acids. Gene Ontology annotation, biological process: proteolysis.